AUUAUACUAAUAGUAUACGGUCACACAUGGAGCGCACGUUUUGCACUAAAAACAAAUGAAGAAAAAAGUGAAAACAAAAUCCGCAACGCUGCCCGUUGACGUGGAAAGUGAUGAGGAAAUGGUGGCGGAAUCAAGGGAGCUAAAUGACAACACAGAUAAAAACAUUGAGGCAGUCGCCGUUCCCAGCGCAGAUGAUAAUGACGACGACGACGACGAUGAAAUGGAUUUGGCACACUUCAAAGCCGGCGCUAAGGCAAUCGUCCAGCCAAAGAAACGCAAGAAGGGCAUUAUUUAUGUAUCGAACAUACCAAAGCACAUGAAUGUUACGCGUCUGCGUGAAAUUCUCGGUGAAUUUGGCAAAAUCGGACGUGUCUACUUGCAGCCGGAAAAGAAGCCCGGUGGCGAUAAAAAGGCCAAGAAAAAUAAGCGUAAACGCUACAAUAUUCAUUUUACCGAAGGCUGGGUGGAGUUCGAGUCGAAGCGUGUGGCCAAACAGAUCGUGCCGCUGCUUAAUAACAAGCAAAUCUCGACGCGCAAAAAGUCACAGUUCUUCGACUCGCUGUGGAGCAUGAAAUAUUUGCCGCGCUUCAAGUGGGUCCAUCUGACGGAACGCAUGAAUUACGAGCAGGCGGUGCAUAAGCAGCGUCUGCAGACGGAGGUGUCGCAGGCGCGGAAGGAGACGACCUUCUUCCAGAACAAUCUGGACAAGAGCGAACACAUAAAGAAGCUGGCAAAGAGGGCGAAAAAGUUAGCCAACGGUGGCGAGCAGGAGGCGUAGUAGCAGCAGUUUAAUUAUACCUGGUUUUUUUUUAUUAUUAA
This is a messenger RNA of Drosophila montana, 819 nucleotides long. RefSeq lists its product as uncharacterized. The record is from RefSeq and is a predicted model, not a curated record. The coding region runs from base 56 to 778 and encodes 240 amino acids. Gene Ontology annotation, cellular component: nucleolus. Gene Ontology annotation, biological process: small-subunit processome assembly; endonucleolytic cleavage in 5'-ETS of tricistronic rRNA transcript (SSU-rRNA, 5.8S rRNA, LSU-rRNA); endonucleolytic cleavage to generate mature 5'-end of SSU-rRNA from (SSU-rRNA, 5.8S rRNA, LSU-rRNA). Gene Ontology annotation, molecular function: RNA binding. The transcript is spliced from 2 exons. NCBI's taxonomy places the organism in Eukaryota, Metazoa, Arthropoda, Insecta, Diptera, Drosophilidae.